AUGCCGUCUAAUCUCAUAAUCGGUUCAUCCAUCGCGAACUCCGGUGAUUUGCCGCAGCUGAGGGCUUACUACGCAGAUCAGUGGGAGAAUUUCACCGGCGGCGGAACCAGCGAGAUCGAGGAGGAGCCGGCGGAGUCUGCGGCGGUCGAUCGGGUGUUGGUAUCGAACCGCCGAGAAUUGAAAAUCCCCCUGCCGGCGAUUAGGGAGGCGGCGGAGGAAGAGAGGCCGUCAGCGGCGUCGAUCGAUUUCGGGGCGGGAGGGGAGGACGCCGUGUACGUGGCGGUGGGGAGGCACGGCGGCAGCGGCGGCGACGAGGAGGCUAGCAUGGGCGCCGUGAUCUGGGCGAUUAAAAAUGAGGCGUUUGGUCCGUCGUCGGUUGUUUUUCUCGUUCACGUUUUUCCGGAGGCCAAGUUUGUACCCACGCCAUUGGGAAACUUACCAAUUAACCAAGUGAACGAAGAGCAGAGAGAGCUGUAUUUGGCCAAAGAAAGAGGCAAGAGAAGAGAAUUUCUUAAUAAAUUCCUCAAUGUCUGUUCUGCUUCUAAGGUUCAAGUGGACACAAUACUAAUAGAGAGUGAGAUGGAGGCAAAAGCUAUACUUGACCUCAUUCCCAUUCUCAACAUUAGAAGGCUUAUUCUUGGUGCCACCAAGUCAACUGUAAGGAGGAUGAGGUCAAGGAAAGGCAACAGGGUGGCCGAUCAGAUACGACAGGGUGCACCGGAGUAUUGUGAGGUGAAGAUCAUAUGCGACGGAAAGGAGAUAACCGAGCUAGCAACAGGAUCAACUUCUUCUUCAACUUCGCCGUCACCAAGGUCAACAAGAGAUUCCAUUUCCAGUCCAAAAUUCGGCCGAGGGCAAGAGAAAAUGGAACUUGACUCGGCUUCUUGUGGGUGUUUUAAAUUGUGA
Striga hermonthica is the source of this 906-nucleotide messenger RNA. Lineage: Eukaryota; Viridiplantae; Streptophyta; Magnoliopsida; Lamiales; Orobanchaceae. The record is from the annotation of a GenBank genome assembly.